Hyaena hyaena (striped hyena) is the source of this 1066-nucleotide messenger RNA. It is a transcript of the gene IL1A, whose product is annotated as interleukin 1 alpha. Gene Ontology annotation, molecular function: cytokine activity; interleukin-1 receptor binding. The coding region runs from base 72 to 884 and encodes 270 amino acids. Gene Ontology annotation, cellular component: extracellular region. The transcript is spliced from 7 exons. The record is from RefSeq and is a predicted model, not a curated record. Lineage: Eukaryota; Metazoa; Chordata; Mammalia; Carnivora; Hyaenidae. Gene Ontology annotation, biological process: positive regulation of gene expression; inflammatory response; regulation of nitric-oxide synthase activity.
CUGACAAGGGCCAAGUCUCCAGGCAAAGAGGGAGUCAUUUCUUUCGUGCUUGAGUCAGCAAAGAAAUCAAGAUGGCCAAAGUUCCUGAUGUCUUUGAAGACCUGAAGAACUGUUACAGUGAAAAUGAAGAAUACAGUCCUGAAAUUGACCAUCUCUCUUUGAAUCAGAAAUCCUUCUAUGAUGCAAGCUAUGACCCACUUCAGGAGGACUACAUGGAUAAAUUUAUGUCUCUGAGUACUUCUGAAACCUCUAAGACACCCCAGCUUACCCUCAAUGAGAGUGUGGUGAUGGUGGCAGCCAAUGGGAAGAUUCUGAAGAAGAGAAGGUUGAAUUUAAAUCGGUUCCUCACUGAUGAUGACCUGAAAGCCAUUGCCAAUGAAGUAGAACAAGAAAUCAUGAAGCCCAGAUCAGUCGCACCCAGCUUCCGUAGCAAUGAAAAAUACAACUAUAGGAAGAUCAUCAAAUCCCAGUUCAUCCUCAAUGACAACCUCAGUCAAAGUAUAGUUCGAAAAGCAGGGGGAAAAUACCUCACAGCCGCUGCCUUACAGAAUCUGGACGAUGCAGUGAAAUUUGACAUGGGGGCUUAUACAUCACUAGAAGAUUCUAAACUUCCUGUGACUCUAAGAAUCUCAAAAACUCGACUGUUUGUGAGUGCCCAAAAUGAAGAUGAGCCUGUACUGCUAAAGGAGAUGCCUGAGACGCCCAAAACCAUCAGAGAUGAGACCAACCUUCUCUUCUUCUGGGAACGUCAUGGCAGUAAGAACUACUUCAAAUCAGUUGCCCAUCCAAAGUUGUUCAUUGCCACACAGGAAGAAAAUCUGGUGCACAUGGCAAGAGGGCUACCCUCUAUCACUGACUUUCAGAUACUGGAAACCCAGUCUUGACUCUGGAGUCUACUUACUUGUGAAGUUUUGACAGUCCAUAUGUACUAUGUACACGGAGGAGUCAAAUCUUUUGCUCUUAGUCACUUGCUGAGCAUGUGCUGAGGCUUUGUAAUUCUAAAUGAAUGUUUACUCUCUUUGUAAGAGAGUGAGCAAGGUCUAAUAGAACCAACGUCAACAUAUAA